CCUCUCUUCACCGGGAACCAGAGGAGCUCCGUCGUCUUCGUCUUCUUCGUCUUCGUUUUCUUCGGUGUUCAAUGAAAUGUUCAUCUUGCCAACCCACUCUUCCUUCACUCUUAAACCGCUGAUAGACCAGUCCCCUCCGCCCUUCACCUUCUUCUCAUCUCAGCUCCAUCCCACCCUCAUCUCCCAUCCUCCAAAAUCCAACCGCUUCCUCCUCCGCUGCUCCGCCGUCGAUUCCGACGCCCUCCCCAAAUCCGCUAUCCAAAGAAUUGCCGACAAGCUUCGAAGCCUUGGCUUCACUGAGCAACCGCCCGAACCAGUAUCGGACCCUAAUGCACCUUCUACGCCUGGAGAAAUCUUCGUUCCGUUGCCCAAUCAACUGCCCAAGUACCGGGUUGGGCACACCAUUGAUUCCAGCUGGAGCACGCCUGAGAAUCCGGUUCCGGAACCGGGAACGGGGUCUGCAAUUAAGAGGUUUCAUAUAAUGAGAGAUGAGUUGGAGAAGCGGAAGAGGGAGGAUGGGGUGAAGCAGAGGAAGAGGGAGGAGAGAGCGCCGACUUUGGCGGAGCUGAGCUUGCCUGAGGAGGAGUUGAGGAGGCUUCAGGGAAUUGGGAUUAGGUUGAAGCGGAAGCUUAAGAUUGGGAAGGCUGGGGUGACGGAGGGGAUUGUUAACACUAUACACGAGCAAUGGAGGCGGUCGGAGGUUGUGAAGAUAGUGUGUGAAGAUCUGUGUAGGUUGAACAUGAAGCGGACACAUGAUUUAUUGGAGAGAAAAACUGGAGGAAUUGUUGUAUGGAGAUCUGGAAGUAAAAUUAUAUUAUAUCGAGGGCCCAAUUAUGUAUAUCCUUACUUCUCUGAUGAAAUUUUGAAACAUGAUGCAUCACAAGGUGCUUUACUGGAUUCACAUAGUGAUGAUGAUGGAGGGAACAGUGAAACAGAGAGCACUUUAUCUAGCAUCAAUGAUGAAAAGUCUGCUGAACCAACUUCAUCUGAUAAACUGGCCGGUGGGACUCUCAUUCAAGGUGUUGGUGCUCCAAACAAAGUGAGAUUUGAACUGCCAGGUGAGGCAGAACUUGCAGAAGAUGCUGAGAGUUUGUUAGAAGGACUAGGUCCUCGUUUUUCGGAUUGGUGGGGAUAUGACCCUCUACCUGUUGAUGCGGAUCUUCUUCCUGCUGUUGUUCCGGGAUACCGUAAGCCAUUCCGUCUUCUCCCAUAUGGAGUGAAGCCUAAGCUAACCAAUGAUGAAAUGACCUCACUGAGGAGACUUUCUAGGCCUUUGCCAUGCCAUUUUGCAUUGGGUCGUAAUAGGAACCUUCAAGGGCUUGCUGCUUCCAUUAUCAAGCUGUGGGAAAAAUGUGAGAUAGCCAAAAUUGCAGUGAAAAGAGGCGUACAGAACACAAACAGUGUGUUGAUGGCUGAAGAGUUACAGCUGCUAACUGGAGGAACUUUGCUUUCCCGAGACAGGGAAUUCAUCGUCUUCUAUAGAGGAAAGGAUUUCCUGCCAUUUGCUGUUUCUUCUGCAAUCGAACAGCAACGGUACAUUCGAUUACAAAAAAUGAAACAGAUGGAUAAUGCACUAUCUACAACGGUGCAGGAGAAGAAACUUGAGAUAAAUGAACGUGGUCCCACAAAUGGAAGUCAGAGCAUCACGGAGUGGAAAAGGGUUGUCUCAGAACAGAGAAAGCUGAUAUCAUCUGAGACAUCUAUGAGAAAAACUACCAUCAAGUUGUCCAUUGCAUUGGAAAAAAAAGCGAAAGCAGAGGAACUCUUAGCGAAGCUGGAGGAAGAAGAGAUGCUUCGACAACCGGAAAUAGAUAAAGAGGGAAUAACUGUGGAGGAAAGGUAUAUGCUGAAGAAGGUUGGCUUGAGAAUGAAGCCUUUUCUACUACUCGGUAGAAGGGGCGUUUUUGAUGGAACAGUUGAAAAUAUGCAUCUUCACUGGAAGUAUAGGGAACUUGUGAAAAUAAUUACUAAUGAGAGAAGUUCUAAAACUGUUCAUGAUAUUGCACGGACCUUAGAGGCAGAAAGUGGUGGAAUUUUAGUUGCAGUUGAGAGAGUGAACAGGAGUUAUGCUAUCAUUAUAUACCGUGGGAAGAAUUACAAACGGCCUUCACGUUUAAGGCCUGAGACACUCUUGAAUAAAAAAGAGGCAUUGAAGCGAUCUAUAGAGGAACAACGUCGAAAGUCAUUGAAGCUUCAUGUUUUAAAGCUUACACAAAACGUUAAAGAAUUGAAACUUCAAUUGGAUAAAGACAAGAAAGCAAUUGGUAUGGAGUCGAUAAAGAAAUCAACGUUUCAGCAGGGAAAAGAAGGGACAAACGAGAUACAAACAGCUGGAAGUUUGAAAUUAGAUACUGAUCCUGCCUGCCUCUCUCAUGCAGAAGAUAAUGCUUGUUUGGAGGAGAAUGAAGUGGCCAUGGUCAAAGGGGGUAAUGCAGCUCAUACGAGUGGAACUGUCUGUUUGGAAACUUCAAUAAACAGUCUACAAGCCACUCAAAGGGAUAGUGAUACCUUUUUAACAUCUGAUGGUGAUCAGACUAAUGCCGAACUGAAAUCUUCGUCUGAACCGGUUGGGCAAGGAAACCACACAAAGGUGUCCAUGGCUGAGAAUGCUGCAUUUGGAAGUUUUGAACCUCUAUCAGUCGCUAAUUGUUUGUCAGGAGAGAAUAAUUCUGGAACUUCAGAUGCCGUGCAUCUUAUUGCUUUGAAUAAGAAGAUGAAGCCAUCUGUUAGAUUGGAAGAGGAAAAACUAGCAAUGAGGAUGAACCAACCAGGUCAGAUUCCUGCCAGAGCGCCUCAACUCUCCAACAAAGAGAGGCUUCUUCUACGAAGGCAAGCGCUCAAGAUGAAAAAACGUCCCGUGCUUGCUGUAGGCAAGAGCAACAUAAUUACAGGAGUUGCAAAAGCAAUCAAGCAACAUUUUAAAAAACACUCUCUUGCUAUAGUCAAUGUCAAAGGCAGAGCCAAAGGAACAUCAGUCCAGGAGAUUGUUUUUAAGCUUGAGCAUGCAACUGGUGCAGUUCUAGUCUCUCAGGAGCCCAGCAAAGUUAUUCUUUACAGGGGUUGGGAGGAAGAAGAUAAAUCCCAAGAUAGAAAACAAAGCAAGGGUGAAGCUCAACUCUCUAUGUCUCCUGAACUCUUGGCAGCUAUAAGGGUUGAAUGUGGAUUGCGGUGAACUGAAAGAAAAAGUCAGCUCCUCGUGAAAUUCUAGCUUGUCUCUCAGAGAUGUUACUUGAAGAGUUUCUGAAUGAUCAAACCUCCAGUAAUCAACUGGCAUUCUUUGGCUUGAUAUUCGUGGUGGCAGACGUUUGGAACUCGUCUCUUUUGCUGCUUGUCAAUGUAGCAGGUAAGAUUUAAGAAUGAAUCUUGAUGCAUAUGUAGAUUGAUAACUGAUCUUCAAUGGCAUUAAUUAUUCAAUUCUUUCUAA
Molecule: messenger RNA, 3424 nt
Organism: Cucurbita pepo subsp. pepo (vegetable marrow)
Lineage: Eukaryota; Viridiplantae; Streptophyta; Magnoliopsida; Cucurbitales; Cucurbitaceae
Source: RefSeq, a predicted model, not a curated record